AUGUCCUCAGUCCGCCCCUUGUUCGUGGUCGCCGGUAUCGGCAAUGGCACCGGCACCGGAGCUGCAACCGCCAGCCGUCUCUUCGCCAAAUCUGGCUACAGAGUCGCUCUUAUCUCUCGAGGACCAGAGUACCUCAAUAAACUCGCUACAGAGAUCAGCCAGGCAGGCGGAGAGGCUGCAGCAUUCCCUCUCAAUGACUACACCACCCCAUCUAUCAAGUCAGCGUUCGCUGCCCUCAAGUCUCACUGGCCAUCAUCCCCUCUCCGCGUCGCGGUCUUCAACGCGGGCUACGGUGUCUGGAAGCCAUUCCUUGAUAUCACGGAAGACGAAGUCCGUGAGUCGAUCGACACCAACGUUUUAGCGGCUUUCGCCUUUUCACGCGAGGCUCUUCUUGAGUUUACAAAGCUUGAGCUUGAGACCGCGAAUGAGGGCGGAGUUGCUGGCAAUGCUCGUAAAAGGGGCACCCUUAUUUUCACUGGCGCAACGGCUUCUAUCCGAGGCAACGUCCUGACCUCUGCAUUUUCUGCGAGCAAGUUUGGGAUAAGGGCUUUGUCGCAGAGCUUAGCUAAGGAGUUCGCCAAGCAGAACAUACAUGUCGCUCAUAGCAUUAUCGAUGGCGGCAUCAUCACUGACCGCACCAAAUCUCACCACAACAACCCUUCUUGGGAGGCUGAUCAGGAUGUCCGACUUGAUCCUAAUUCUAUCGCCAAGUCGUACUUGUACCUCGUCGAACAAGAUAGUUCAGCCUGGACUUGGGAAAUUGACCUGCGUCCUGCUCAUGAAAAGUGGUGAGCAACUCGACCAGCAAGUUUUGGUCUAGAGUCAAAGCGCAAUUGGAUUUGUAAGUCUUG
Messenger RNA from Suillus fuscotomentosus, 851 nucleotides. RefSeq lists its product as uncharacterized. The transcript has 9 exons. The record is from RefSeq and is a predicted model, not a curated record. NCBI's taxonomy places the organism in Eukaryota, Fungi, Basidiomycota, Agaricomycetes, Boletales, Suillaceae. The coding region runs from base 1 to 792 and encodes 263 amino acids.